UGAAUUUCAAUAUAUGCAUGAAAUCACUGCCAUGCCUUUUUUUGUUUUCAUCCAUUUUUUUUUUCUUGCUCUAAAAUGACUCAAUUAGGAAAACAGGCAACUAUCUUUGACCUAAGCUUAGACACAAAACUAGCCAUCAUAAGCUAUCUUGACAAUAGAUCAUUGGCAAACCUUUCAAAAACAUGUUCAUAUUUCGCUAUGCUGGCAAGAAGCGUACUUGCUUACAGAAUAGCCUACGUGGAUACUGUCAAUAGACCAAUACCUGCUUUACCUCCUUUUAUCAACUUUAGAGCUGGUGUAGCGAUCGGCACGACAUUCUACAUGCCAUUCAUGAGCGAAUCUCUACUUUGCUAUACCUUUGAUCUUCUCGCUCAAGAAUGGUCCUCUCACAAGCUGAAACCUAUAGACCAUGACGAGAUUCAUCCUCAAGUCACUAGUGCUGCUGCUAUCGGACACAAGAUCUAUCUUGUGGGUGGACGUUUGCUGAAAUCAUACACCUUGUCUAAUAGUCUGAUCGAAAUUGAUACACGUACCUUUACGAUUCGUAUUGUCAAAGAUGCUCAAGGCUCACCACCAAGGCCAAGGCACGAGCACUCAGUUGAUACGGUUGAUAAUCGCUAUUUGAUCGUCUUCGGUGGUUUAUGCUAUAACUCUGUAGGCGAAAAUGACGUAUUCGUAUACGAUUCACUCGAAAAUACCUGGUUUGUACCUCCUAUUAGUGGGUAAGAAAAAACGAGUCUAUUAAAAAAAAUCUAAGAUAACUGUAUAGUCAAAUACCUCAUUUGAGAUUUGGCCAUGCAAGUGCUGUCAUAGGCAG
Molecule: messenger RNA, 817 nt
Organism: Rhizopus microsporus ATCC 52813
Lineage: Eukaryota; Fungi; Mucoromycota; Mucoromycetes; Mucorales; Rhizopodaceae
Exons: 3
Coding region: 76-726 (216 amino acids)
Molecular function (GO): protein binding
Source: RefSeq, a predicted model, not a curated record